ACAAAUAAAAAGGAAAGGAAAAGAAGGACGCUAUGAUCUAUUCUGUUUUGAUGAACUACCAAAUGCAAACCAUAAAAUAAAAGAAGACGCCCAUCCACACAUCAACUUGAUCUCAAGCUUUCCACAGCCAAGAAUGUAGGAAGAUAGCUGACAAAUUCUGAAAAGGUGCUACUGCUACUGCUGUACAUCCAAUAUACACAUACGCAAAACUCAAUUGCUAGCCAGUUUUUGAUUGGUGGGCUGUCUUCUAUUUUGAUGGAGUUGAAGGGGGACCUUCAGGUUUUCAUUGAGAGAGCAUGGGCUUUGCAUGAUGGGCUUAAUGAUGACAUCAGAAACAGUAACAGCUCCUUCUGCACUUUCUGUUCUGAAAAUGGUCGUUUCUCUAAUAUUUCACAGACAUCAUUUCAAGAAAAGCAGAGACUGAUUGCCAUUAGAGAUUCAUUAAAGGAUGUUGGGGACGUGCUCAUGCUCUUACAGAAAUUACAAUCUUGGCAACUAAUAGACAGGCAUGCAGCACUCACUCGCUUAGAAGAAAGCAGAGUGAUUCUAAUAGAAAGAGUGAAAGAAUAUACAGGAAGACCUGUUGACGUUGUAAGAGAGCUGAAUUCUUGUUUUAACAAUGGAAACACUGCAUUUGACUGGAGUGUGAAUGGCACAACCAAGAAAAGAGUUGCAGAUUCCAAUAAGGAAAAGAAGAGGAGAAGUGGGUUUAUGAUUUGUGGCAUUAGAAUGUUAGUUGAUCCACGGAAAUGGCAAAAGGCAUUUGUUGUGGCGGCCAAAUUGGCAGUGGUUUCAGUAAGCAUUUCAUCUACAGUUAUGCUUCGUCAUGCCAACAGACAACAAAAUUGCAGUCCAAGAGUUGAACCAAGGAAAGAUACCAUCUCUAGUAGCUCUUUGGAUGUAUUUCAAGGAAGAGGAUGAUUCUUAGUUACAAGCUUACAUUUUCUUUAUAAUAUUUUUAACAUUGAGUAAUCGUUCUUCAAUCCAUUCUCAUUCUCAUUUUCUGAUUUA
This is a messenger RNA of Ricinus communis (castor bean), 1011 nucleotides long. RefSeq lists its product as uncharacterized. Gene Ontology annotation, biological process: chloroplast fission. The record is from RefSeq and is a predicted model, not a curated record. NCBI's taxonomy places the organism in Eukaryota, Viridiplantae, Streptophyta, Magnoliopsida, Malpighiales, Euphorbiaceae. The transcript has 2 exons. The coding region runs from base 256 to 921 and encodes 221 amino acids.